This is a messenger RNA of Branchiostoma belcheri (Belcher's lancelet), 673 nucleotides long. Its product is annotated as ficolin-1-like. The record is from RefSeq and is a predicted model, not a curated record. Bases 1 to 651 code for a protein of 216 amino acids. The transcript has 5 exons. NCBI's taxonomy places the organism in Eukaryota, Metazoa, Chordata, Leptocardii, Amphioxiformes, Branchiostomatidae.
AUGGCAGGUUCAGUAAGUUUUGCUGGAGGAUGUGACGUGUUGUACAAGAGCGGUGUCCGAGGGAACGGUGUCUACACAAUAGACCCUGACGGCGGAGGCCGGAUAGAGGUCUACUGUGACAUGGAGAGCGACGGGGGAGGGUGGACAGUCUUCCAGAAGAGACAGGACGGGUCUGUAGACUUCUUCCGCGACUGGGAGGCCUACAGGAGAGGGUUCGGCGACCCACGUGAGUUCUGGAUCGGCCUGGAACACAUCCACCGUCUGACCAAAGCUCGGCCGACGGACCUCCGGGUGACACUGGCCGACUCAGGGGGCACCGAGAAAUUCGCGCGGUACAGGGGUUUCAGAGUCGAUGAUGAGGGCGCGAACUACACGUUACGCCUGGGCCUGUACCUGGAGGGUUCGGCGGGAGAUUCGCUGGAGUACCACAGGGACAUGGCGUUCAGCACCAAGGACAGGGACAACGACAGAUCGGCGGCCAACUGCGCGGAGGACGCUAAGGGAGCCUGGUGGUUCAAUGACUGCCACACGAGUAAUCUGAACGGCGCGUACCACGGCGGCCCCUCACAGUCCGUCAACUGGUACAGCUUCUCAGGAGAUAACGUUCCUCUGGCUAGAGCAGAGAUGAGGCUCCGGCCCUCCGACUUCUAGACAACUAAAACAUACUGAAAAC